AUGAGUGAGGGAGGCACCGAAAUGCGUAACCAUCUUGCCAUAGAUGCACGGCGGGACUGCUUUCCAUUUUGUAUUGUCUGGACUCCUAUUCCUUUACUGACAUGGCUAUGUCCUUUUAUCGGGCACAUGGGAAUCGCCACUUCCAAGGGCGUGAUCCGAGAUUUUGCUGGACCUUAUACCGUUGGUGAAGGUAAUAUGGCUUUUGGGAGACCGGUGAAAUAUUGGAAGUUGCAACCGUCUCGGGUUCCCGGUGGCGAAGAGAACUGGGACGCCGGAGUCAAAGAAGCAUCCGAUAUAUACAAGAAUCGCAUGCAUAACCUCUUCUGUGAUAAUUGCCAUUCGCACGUUGCUACUGCACUGAAUUUGAUGUCAUACAAUGAUUCCCAAUCAUGGAACAUGGUCAAGUUGUGUGUGCUGUUGUCGAUAUAUUCGAGAUAUGUCAGCUGGGCCGCCGUGUUCAAAACAUGGACACCAUCGCUUCUGCUGCUCAUCUUCAUUUUGCUGCUGAUCACUGUAUCACAAAGUUGAAAGGCAUUCUUCAGGGGCAACGUUCUUCGAAGAUUUCUGAGCAUCUUGUCGCAACGCGAUUCACCAAUGGCAUAGCAAAUCUUAGAGCUGCUCUGUCAACUACCGUGGGUCGCUUGAGGCACCUCUGUUUGUCUGAAGUGCAGGUGCUGCGAUAAUGAUGGCUCAUGGCGGUUGUGUGUUUCACGUACAUAUUUCGUUUACCUGGAACGAGUCGGAUAAAUGCGAAGUCAUUAUUCAUGACACGGUUCCCAGAUGAAAUGAUUGCCUGCUUCAUUGAUCCAGUGUGGCUUCACUAUGUACUUGGAACGAACUCCGAAUUGAGUUGGUCGAGUGUCUCGAACAGUUUUUGCGACCGUGACGGGUUCCACGUUCAUCCAACGUUUUUGUGAAUCUGGUAUCACUUGAAGUGCGUCUUUGUCGGAAUUCCAUUGCGUGUAGAAAAAUACAUUGCGGAACACGAACGAUGCGAAUGGUGACGCGUUGACUUCUCUGUGUGAAUACAGGAGACAUGGCAUCGAGUUCUUUAUU
Messenger RNA from Notodromas monacha, 1056 nucleotides. The record is from the annotation of a GenBank genome assembly. NCBI's taxonomy places the organism in Eukaryota, Metazoa, Arthropoda, Ostracoda, Podocopida, Cyprididae.